GGUUCCAGCCCUGCCGCUCCCGAGGGUUCCAGCCCUGCCGCUCCCGAGGGUUCCAGCCCUGCCGCUCCCGAGGGUUCCAGCCCUGCCACUCCUGCCGGCACUUCGACACCCGAGCAGCCCAAGGGCGCCUCACCGGCCGGGCCUUCGGCCUCGAGCCUCACAGGUGCUGCUUCCAAGAUGCAGCCCAUGGCCGGUCUCCUCGCUGCUGUCAUGGGCCUGAUGGCCCUUCUGUAGAUGAGUCCUUCAUCUCCAGCAAUAGGCGGAUACAGCCACUCAUCGUCCCUUUUGACCCAAAGAAGAAAACCCAUUCAAUCAAAACAAUUGUUGCUUGGAGUUUGGUUUGGAAUUUUUGCUGCACUGUCGGAUUUUCCUAUGUCACGAGGAACACUGCUUUUUGAAUAAUCAGUCAGAACAAGAGACUGAGACAGGACGACCAAGAGACUCCUACUCGAGCAUCUUCUCUGUUGCCGGAGUUCAUGGAUAUGAACGACAAGAAUCUCUGUGCUCAAGUUCUGAUUGAUCUCACCAACAGUCGUUCUAAAUACUAGCUAAGUAAUAUGUAAUGAGUACGGUACGUGCAAUAAAAAU
This is a messenger RNA of Aspergillus saccharolyticus JOP 1030-1, 588 nucleotides long. RefSeq lists its product as uncharacterized. The transcript has a single exon. The record is from RefSeq and is a predicted model, not a curated record. Lineage: Eukaryota; Fungi; Ascomycota; Eurotiomycetes; Eurotiales; Aspergillaceae. The annotation marks the transcript as partial.